AUGAUUUCCAAAUCAAAGUUCGAAAAAAUCAAAGAAUUGACUCAAUUGGAUCCAUAUGAUUUAUUUCUGCAUAAGGCAUUGAUAUUGUCUCUUGAUAUGGUUUCAUAUUUUGAUAGCGAGAGAUACAAAGGUGAAAACCAUUACUAUUACAGCACUUUGGAAAGAUGUUGUUUAAUUUCAGAAGGAUUAUUUACUGAUAAUUUCACAGAUACUAAUUCUCUUGGUUUAUUGAUUGAUUUGGAGAUUGGAUACUCAGCAGAGGAUUUAACAGUUUUUGAAGAAAUUCAUCCUUGUUUUGUGGCCAUUUCGAUUAAUUUCAAUUCAAAUUAUCUGCACCUUACAGUACCAAAACAUGCUCAAUAUUUAUGCUUUUCUUUUGCAGAUCCGUAUGACAAUACAGAGGAAUACGAAAGCUUUUUAGAAGGUCAGGAUGAGUUUCCAAACGUUCGAGAUUUAACUAUCAAAUUUCCCAAUACGCAAAAUAACAAAUAUUUGGGUAUUGAUACUGCCGAUGUAGAGAAUAAUAUCCUCUCAGCAAUUACAAGAAAGAGAUUUCCCAAAUUAUUGAGACUUUCAAUUCAGGGAUCUGUUUCAAUGGAAAAUCUUGACAAUUAUGGAAUAUUCUCUGAAUUAUUGUAUGUGGAAAUUAUUAAUAAUAGAAGAAGAGCCGAUGAUUAUGUCAUUGUUAAAUAUUGGACUGAAAGGACAGUUCACUCUUUCAUCAAGCAACAAUUUAUUGAGAAGGAUUCACUGAUUCAUCAAUUGGUUCUCUAUGCCAAUAUUUGUAGGAAUUAUCCAGAUGCAGAUUACAAUUCCAUUAAGGAAUAUUAUGAUAUGAGCAAGGAAAAAUUCGUGCCCUGUAUUGCACACUCUUCUGUCAAUGAAUAUUAUGAUAGAUGUUAUGAGUAA
Naegleria gruberi is the source of this 909-nucleotide messenger RNA. RefSeq lists its product as uncharacterized. The transcript has a single exon. Bases 1 to 909 code for a protein of 302 amino acids. The record is from RefSeq and is a predicted model, not a curated record. NCBI's taxonomy places the organism in Eukaryota, Heterolobosea, Eutetramitea, Acrasida, Naegleriidae.